CAGAAAAAAACGAUCCAUUUUAUUGUUGAUUUUAAUUUCGUUUUAAACUCUUUGUUUUUUCUGUUUUUUAUCCGAAUUGUUUCUCACAAUCAAAUAUAUCUCUUGUUCGUUCAAUUCUCGUUCCAAUUUGAAUAAUCACGACAGAGACGCCAAACAAUUUAUCGGUUUUUAGUAGUUAAGUUAAGUUCAUAAGUUCCAAUUUAAUGAGAACGAACGAAAAAAAAAGACGAAGAAGAUUGUGUGUGUAUGUGAAUAUAUAUAUGUUUCAAAAGUAAAAUAACAACAAUUAAAAUUAAAACAAAAGAAUGCGUUGAUGUUUAAUGUCGGCCAUCGAAGUAACGAGAAACUGGCAACAAUAGCUGAUCGAACUUAAUGAAUUGGGUGGGAUGCAUUUUCAUCGAUGGCAACAACAAUAAUAAGAAAAUGAUUUAAAUUGACGUAAUUUCAUUGGAAUCAGAUGUGAUUGCUGCCAUUUUAUCAUUGGCGUGUAUAAAAUCGUCAACGAAAGAAACCAUUGUAUUUUUUUUGUGUGUGGAACAUUGGAUCGGGCCAUAGACCAAAAGGAAGAGAGAGAGAGAAAGAGAGAAAAGAAAAGGAGGAGUAAUUGCAACAGAGCACAAACUAAUUACCAGAAACCCGAUAUGCGAUACAGAACGUUAAACCACAGUAAACAAAAACGGAUGAGAUAAUGAAUGUCUUGUGUGAUAAAUAAAUGAAAAGACAUUGCACGAAGUUGAAUACACAAUAAUUAUGAACGAAACCAAACAACAAUGUAAACAGGCGAUCAUUAAACGCAAAAGAAAGCGAAAAUUACGAUACGAACAACGAUAGGCCUGUGUAAUAUCAUUUCCUCUAUGUCUUAUUAGAAUAGAAGAAAACAAUAACAAACGAAAAUCGAAGUUUUUAUCCGAUUUUGAAUUUCGUUGAUUUGACAUUUAACAGCAAAAACAAAAUCAACCAUAUACACAAAGAAAAUUGUAUCAAAUACCACGUGAAGUGCGCAACAAUAAUUGUGAUAAUAUUCAAGAAAAAACAUUAUUUUUCGAAGUAUACUCCUUAAAUAAUAAAACAAAACAAGAAGUCAUUUGAAGAGAGAGAAAAAACCACAACAACAAAGCCCAUACAAAGAAUUUAAUUUUGUGAAUUGAUGUUGAAUAAAAUAUUAGUAGCAUUAGUAGUAGAUAAAAGCCAGUUUAUAUCGAAUGAUGGAAAGGAUGAUGAAAAAUCAAAAUGCUAACGAAACCGAUUAUGACAAACAAUUUAACGAAGAUUUGGAAAAAGCGACGGCGCUCAGUCUGGAAACACUGGCACUUGAAGAGUUUCAUCGCAACAAGUCUUCGCAUUUAUCGUCGACGGCCGGUUAUUCAGUGACCGAUGGAUCAAGCACAAGCAAUGCCAUGAAAUUUUCAUCGUCGCAAAGUAAUUUGUCAUCGGUGAGCAUAAAAUCAAAUCAAUCUGUAACGCGGCCACGACCUGGAUCAUAUGGUACAGCAUCAUCGACACCACCAACGACGUCAUUUGCAAACAGUGGAAAACCGUCGACAUUUCCAACAUCAUCGAGUAGCGGUUCUUUGGCACCGCCACCCCCAAGUACACAACGGAAUCUCAGUCGAAAUACAUCGAAAACCAAUGAAACCGAUUUAAUCUCAUUCAACAAUCCCGCUGAAAGCAUUUCACAUGAUAAUUUACUAUUGGCCAAUGACACAGUAACACUAACUUCACCUGUCAAUGAUUCACAUUCGAAUUUCAAACAAAUGGUCGAAGAAAUUCAUAGACGCAAUGCACAAUAUCAUGUCUCAUCAACGAUGCACGGCUAUCAACAACACGCGUCCGCAUCAAAUUCAAAUGCAAACAGUAUGCAACUUAUGCCGUAUACAGCACAAACAAAAACCUUGAACCCCGACGAACUAAGCAAACUAUACAACAUGAAUCCUUAUAAUCGGCCCCUGGCUAGUGGCACUGUUACGGGUGGCAGUGUUGCUGGUGGUAUGGUCAAUUUUCCAAAUAUUCAAAGCGGAAUUAACCUGGGUCAUAUUCAAAAUCAUGCAACAAACAUUACUAGCCAAAUGUCAUUAGCACAAGCUAACGCCAAUCCAGCACAAUACUUAAACUCGCCGCCAUAUAUUCAACAACAAGCUCGAAGUCCAGUUUAUCCGUAUGCAUACCAAUCGACAGCCGCUGGAGUUCCAUCGAUCGACCGACCAUUGAUGAGUGUUUCAAAUUUAACUUAUGCUCAACGUCAAACAAUGGCAGUUAGUCCAAUGACAAUGCAACAAUCACAAUCGCCAACAUUUCCAAUGAACUUAAGUACAAAUAAUGAGACCGCCUUGGUGCAUCUUCCUAAAAAGGAAUCGAUCAGUAUUGAAACGAAAAACAUUCCAUUUGGUCAAGAAUCUACAAAUUUAGCACUAAAAUCAACGAACAAAAUAUGUGAUAGUAUCAAAAGUGGUGGAGGAAACAGUGUUAUCAUGCGACGAACAUCUAAUGCCGCUAAACAAAUGGAUGAAGAUCGUGGGGGUGAAGAUCUUAUUGAUUUAGACAAUGGAAUUGAAGACUCGUGGCGUGUUAGCGUUUUAGAAGCAUUUGAUCCGUUGCUCUUGAAUGACAAUAGUGAUGCCAAUGAUCAAGGUGAUGCAGCUUCGGAGUGUGGAACUUCGUAUUAUUCGGAAUAUGAUCCAUUCGACUAUUUAUACAGCAGUGGAACACAAUAUUCAGAUCCGCUUUACGAAGCUGUUAAUAAGAUCGAUCGAACACCGUCGAUGACAAACAAUGAACUCUAUGCCGGUUCAAGUAUACCGAAUCAAUCAUUUGAUUUGGAUCAAAUCGGUGAACAGUUGGAAUCUUUUUUAACACCCGAUUGGGAUGAGAAAGAUGAUGAUCUAUCUGAUUUUACAAUGAUACCACCAUCAUCGACAGUGAUUACGGCACCACCAUUACCACCACGAAAUGCAACCGCACGUCAACCAUCUUUUAAUGAUGCCCAUCGGCCAAUCGUUAAUCGCACGAAUAAAUCAAGUAUCGAUCGCUUAAAAGUUGCCACAAAACUAUAUGAAAAUGUGAUCGAGAAUCGAACAUACGAUGCUGAACUACUUGCCUUCUUUAACAUGGUGAAACGCGUUCGCUCACAAUUCAAAUAUAAUGAUGAAACAACAAAUGUUGGCCACGUUGUCGCUGCCGAAUAUAAUAAUCAUUAUCCGGAUGGAACGGAGAUCAAAUUACUCGUGCAUCCACUGAUACCGGGCGGAACAUCAUCGAAUCAAUCAAUGACAACCAAUCGAAAUAGUGCCGGUGAUAGUGGCAUUGAAAUGACACCCGACGCUCUGAAUAAUGAUCAAAAUGGGAUUAACAAUCAGAAGGGUCAAAUUGAAGGUUACGGACCACCUGUUGUUUUUACAUGUGAUAUUUGGACGACAGUUGAGCACGUAAUGGCGCAUGUGUUUUGUGAAUUAGAAGGUCAACAGUGUACGGGCAGCGUAGAUGAUUAUAUUUUAAAGCCGAUUGGUGUGAACGAAUGGUUGCGGCCAACAUCGAAACUAAGCCAAUUGGAUUGUGUGCAUCAGAGUAUCAAACUGGAGCAAGAUGUUCAAUUUGGUUUGUGGCCAAAAAUCUAUGCAAAUCUCAAUGGUCUUGCGCGCACAUCGCAAGACGAUAUUCGUGAUGCGGAUAUCAAACCCGAAGAUAUUUUAGCACAUGAACCAGUCGAAACAAUAAGCUACGAUGGUCUUAUGAUUUUACUGGAAACAUUAGAAGAUGAAAUAGCACGAAUCGAAUCAACGGCCACCGAUUCACGGCCACACAUGCCAAUUUCACAGUCAGGAGUUGUGCAAGCGGUUAAAAUGAUAUGUGCUCUAUUCGGUUCAAUUGAUACGUUAAGCAUUGCGACAGCUAUAGAUGCAUUAAAUCAUGUUGUGACAAAUGGUCAAAAUUAUGGAUACAGUGAUACAUCAUCGUCAUCGAUUGGCGGCGGUUCAAUGCUUGAAGUAAGCAGCGAAGCGGGCGAUUAUGCAAAAGUAAAUUUGAGACCAAAAACAUUUGCCGAACAGAUAAAACACUGUUGUAAUCGAAUCCGUGAAUCCGUUCAAUUGUUGAUUGACACAUUUUCGCAUGCAUUUCGUGUUGAUUUCUGUGUAAAUACAACCGUAUUUCGAACGAAUCCAAUACCAAUUUCACAAGUAAGCGAUAGUGUUAUGGUGCAUGUGAUGUGCUUGCAUCGUGUUCCGCCACAUUGGAGGCAUGAUUACUAUAUGCUUGGUGCGAUGAUUUAUCAUGGUACACGUUAUAUUGGCGAUGCGGUUGUUACACAAUGUUCAAAUGAAAAAAGUGGUUUAUUUGCACGAAAUUUGAAAUUUGACUCAUGGUUACGAUUUGAUAGCAUUCCAAUUUGUACCUUACCAAGAGAAUCAAGACUGAUUUUCGUUUUGUAUGGAUGUAUUACCGAACCGGCUGAAGGAUCUUCUGCAAACGCAUCGGCUGCAACAAAUUCAAAUGUGACCAACGAUGCAAAUGAUGCCAGCGGCCCAAUCGAUCGCAAAGUGACCAAAAUCGAAUUGGGCUGGUCGUCGAUACAAUUUUUCAGUUUUGAACGUCAAAUGAUUGAAGGUUCGUAUUUAUUGCCACAAUGGCCACCAACAACUGAUAAAUUCCUUGGACCGGCACCAUCAAAAGGCACCCAUCCACAUGGUGAUCAUUGUCCAACACUUUCAAUUGAUGUUCCAUCGUAUGGUGGUCAAGUGGUUUUCCCAGAAAUAUCACAGAAAAUUGCAAUGCGACUCGAUUUUAAUAGUUUGGACAAGAAUCUGCAGCAAGAGCUAAUUGAUACAGCCGAACAGGGUUAUCCAAGUGCACUUGAUAAACGUGAAGUGUUGUGGGAGAAACGUUUGUAUUUGCACAAUUUUCCGCACGCAUUACCGAAAAUUUUACACGCAGCUCACAGCUGGGACUAUGAUAGCGUCACCGAUUUGCAUGCAUUGGUUCGAUCAUGGGAAUCACUUUCGCCAUUGCAGACGCUAGAAUUGUUUUUACCCAGAUAUCCAGAUAUGGUUGUACGCGCACAAGCCGUUCGAUGGAUGUCGGCCAUUUCAAAUGAUCAGUUGACCGUAUUUUUACCACAAUUAUUGCAAGCACUCAAACACGAUACAUACGAAGCAUCGGCUAUGGCCGAAUUUUUAAUAACACGAUCGUUACAAUCACCGCGCAUCGCUCAUCAUCUCUAUUGGUUGCUCGUUCAUUGUUUGCCCGGCGAUUCACCACAGAACACAAUCGAUCAAACGCAAUCGAACGAAAUCGAAGAGGCAAUCAUUACAAUGGCACGAUACAAUCGACGCAAUUUAAUGAUGUUACGAGCCCUAUUGGCCAUCUGCGGUGAACGUCUGUCGGGAAAGUUUUUAGCACAAAAUAUGAUGUGCACAUGUUUAGCCGAAGUCGCUGGUCAUGUAAAACAAGCGAAGGAAUCAGUACGACAAAAAGUGUUGGUGCAUGGCAUGGAGAAUGUCAAUCAAAUUCUACUCGAACAGCCGACCGCUCUGCCAUUAGGACCAAGUUUUGAAGUGACCGCUGUUAAUUCGAGAUCAUGUGGCUACUUCAAUUCAAAUACACUACCAUUGAAAGUCAGUUACAUUGGACCAGAUCGAAUGAUUUUGCCAGCCAUUUUUAAAGCCGGCGACGAUUUACAGCAGGAUAUGUUGACCAUUCAAUUAGUUCGGGUGAUGGAUCGAUUGUGGUUAGAGGAGGGUCUCGAUCUAAAAAUGGUCACAUUUGAAUGUGUUCCAACCGGUCACAAGCGUGGCAUGAUUGAAAUGGUUACCGAUGCCGAAACAUUGCGAAAAAUUCAAGUCGAAUGGGGACUAACUGGUUCAUUCAAAGAUAAACCAAUUGCCGAAUGGCUUGAACGACAAAAUCCAAGUCAAUUGGAAUAUCAACGGGCUGUUGAUAAUUUUACCGUAUCAUGUGCGGGUUACAGUGUAGUUACGUAUAUUUUAGGAAUUUGUGAUCGUCACAAUGACAAUAUCAUGUUAAAAACUUCCGGUCAUUUAUUCCACAUUGAUUUUGGUAAAUUCUUGGGUGAUGCUCAAAUGUUUGGCAACUUUAAACGUGAUCGAACACCGUUUGUGCUCACCUCGGAUAUGGCAUAUGUUAUUAAUAUGGGCGAUAAACCUUCGAUUAAAUUUCAACAUUUUGUCGAUUUAUGUUGCAAAGCAUUUAAUAUUGUACGAAAACAUGGUGAUCUAUUGUUGCAUAUGCUUGCAUUGAUGGCCACAUCAGGUAUUCCCGGUGUUACAGCCGAUGCAGUGAACUAUGUACGAAAUGCACUACUUCCGGGCCAAUCAAAUCCAGAAGCGGCCGCAUCAUUUGCAAAACUUAUUCACAUCUCAUUGAAAUCAUGGUUCACCCAAUUCAAUUUCUUCCUGCACAAUUUGGCACAAAUGCGAUUCACUGGCGACGAAUGCAACGGUGAACUACUUAGCUUUGUGCCACGAACAUACACAAUGGCUCAAGAUGGACGUCUUAAAUCUGUAACAGUUCAUGGAUUUCAAAAGCGAUAUGAUUUGGAAAAAUAUUAUACAUAUAUAUUGAAGGUGACACGACAAAAUCAACCAGAUCCAGCAUUUUUAUUCAGAUCAUACAAGGAAUUUUCGGAAUUCCAUCAAAAAUUAUGUAUACAUUUUCCGUUGUCCAAACUUCACAGUUUGUCAAGCGGAAUUCAUGUGGGUCGAUCGAAUAUAAAAACAGUAGCUGAACGUCGAUUGCCCGAAAUACGUUUGUUCUUAGUUUCACUAUUCAAUUCGGCCGAUGAAAUUGCUCAUUCGGACUUAGUCUAUACGUUUUUUCAUCCAAUUUUACGUGAUCAACAAGAGCAAGAUAUCAACGUAGCGAAAGUUAAAGACACCCGGCAAAUAGCGAGCCCGGCUGAGAAUGUUCGAGGUGAAAUCAAACUAUCGGUACAAUAUCAUCGUGGAGCUCUGACGGUGAUGAUCUAUCACGCGAGAUCAUUGCCACCAACAACAAGCGGACAAGAGCCAAAUACGUACGUCAAAGCCUAUUUGAAACCAGAUCCAACGAAAUCAACCAAACGCAAAACAAAAGUCGUGCGCAAAAACUGUUUCCCAAGUUUCAUGGAAACGCUCGAAUACCGAAUGCCAUUGGAGAAUAUCCAGCAUCGAUUGUUACAAGUGACCGUUUGGUCACAUGAUUCACUGCAGGAGAAUGAAUUUUUAGGCGGCGUGGAAUUGAAUCUGAGCCAAUUCGAUUUGAGAGAAGAAGUGGUCAAAUGGUUUCCACUUGGUUACGUUACACGAUCUUAAUUUGACCAAAAAUCAAUAGACAAUUGACGUUGCACAGCUUGUAAGCGUCGAUUUAUUUGUAUUGCAUGCAAUUAAUUGCUUUAUCUGUUUUAAUAUUUGUCUUAAAGAAAAACCAAUAAAUGUAUUGUGAAAAUUUAUUCAAGAA
Messenger RNA from Contarinia nasturtii (swede midge), 7446 nucleotides. It is a transcript of the gene Pi3K68D, whose product is annotated as phosphatidylinositol 4-phosphate 3-kinase C2 domain-containing subunit alpha. Gene Ontology annotation, biological process: cell migration; phosphatidylinositol-mediated signaling; phosphatidylinositol 3-kinase/protein kinase B signal transduction. The transcript is spliced from 15 exons. The coding region runs from base 1203 to 7301 and encodes 2032 amino acids. Gene Ontology annotation, cellular component: phosphatidylinositol 3-kinase complex; cytoplasm; plasma membrane. Lineage: Eukaryota; Metazoa; Arthropoda; Insecta; Diptera; Cecidomyiidae. Gene Ontology annotation, molecular function: 1-phosphatidylinositol-4-phosphate 3-kinase activity; 1-phosphatidylinositol-3-kinase activity; phosphatidylinositol binding. The record is from RefSeq and is a predicted model, not a curated record.